CAUGCGCAUACCUCGCAUCUUCCUGCAAAUGACUCGAAAUGGGCAGCAUUGGAUUGUUGUAUUGAAUCAAGCUAUAUUUGUGUCUGAAAUUCGCCCUGCUUCAUCUACUGUCUCCUACGUUUGCCGCGACAACGAACCCAAAUGUCGGAAUAACGGGGGGAAAUGCGACUUUGCGCUCAGUCAUCUAGCUAACAAGCUAACCAGCUAGCAGCAUCAUCAGCUGAUUGUAGACAUCAGUGUCGGUGAGACUGCUCGCUGGGAAAUGUAUGUUUUCUACACAAUUCUCGCAUCUUUAGUUUUUUUCUUCAUUCUGAAAUGGACGAAAAAGAGGAGAUAUUUCACCGACCUGAAAAGACUUGAUGGUAAAACAGUUCUUAUAACAGGUGGUAAUUCAGGUAUAGGUAAGGAGACCGCUGUUGCCUUGGCACUGAGAGGCGCCCGUGUCGUCAUCGCUUGCAGAGACCCGGACAAGGCCGAGACGGCUGUCAGAGAGAUCAAGUUAAAGAGUCACAGUCUGAACGUCCUUCACAUGCAGCUGGAUCUGGCCAACCUGCGCUCAGUGAGGGAAUUCUGUAAGAACUUUCUCCAGAAAGAGAAGAGGCUUGAUAUCCUGAUCAAUAAUGCAGGCAUGCCCAGCAUCCUUGACUGGACGGAUGAUGGCUUCAGCAUGUGUUUUGGCGUCAACCACUUGGGGCACUUCCUUCUAACCAACCUGCUUCUUCCUCGCCUGAAGGAGUGUGCCCCCAGCCGGGUGGUGACCCUCACAUGCUCCACUUACAAAUACCAGAAAUUGGACUUCCAGGACCUCAAUUACAACUUGCUUCCCUUCUUCACCUACUGCCGCAGCAAGCUGGCGAAUAUCUACUUCAGUCAGGAACUGGGUCGCAUCACUGACGGGAAAGGAGUGACUUCAUAUGCUGUGCACCCUGGUUUUGUGCAAAGCAGCUGGACAUGCCACUACUCUUUCCUGUUCCGGAUGCUGAUGCAGGUGAUCAUGUGGAUGUUUUUUGUGCCGUGUGAGAUUGGAGCUCAGACUGUCAUCUACUGUGCCGUGUCAGAUGAAGCUGCCAAACACAGCGGGGGGUACUUCGUCGACUGCCGACCUGCAGUGCUCCGCCCUUUUGCAAAAGAUGCAGGUGUGGCCAAAAAGCUGUGGGAGGCCAGUGAGAGACUGGUGAAGCUGGCUUAACUGAGGAAUCUGAAGGCACUUUUGAAAUGACCUCACCCCUUCUUGUCCUUUUUCUAUAUUAUUUAAGCAGAUUUUGUUAUGUUUUCGUGAACAUUUUGCUGUGUAAAUUCUCUUUUAUGUACUUGUGUAUUUCAAGUGAAAUACUUUAUUUUACAAACACAAAUUUUUGUGGAAGACUUACUCUGCCUUAUUUCUCUUGCAUUUGUACAUGAAUAUUAAUUUAAUGAAUAAGUGACUUCAUGGUUUAAACACUUGAUUUAUAGCAUAAUGUAUGUGGUGAUUGUUCAAACAGAACGGGUUAUAUUUUGAUAAAGCAACCACAAUAGUAUUAGAUAUCUAUCUGUAUUAAAGGCUCUUCAUAGGGAGUGUUACAGUUUUUAAAUUGUUAAUGAAUCAACUUGCACCCUGGGCUGUUAAGAAGAUGUGGUGUCAGUUUUCCUCCAGGGAAGCUAAUUUGAGGACUCUCAACUUUGCUGAAUGGAGCUCCAGACCAUAAAAACACAAACACUGUAAAUCAAACAAAGAGAUAAGUAGCGAGUCGAUUGAAAAGGAUAUUUCAAAUAUAAGAAGCAAGUGGUGACAACACUGGAGAAAGACGGAUGAAGAAUGGUGCUUUACUGCUGUGGAACAAGAACAAGCUUGUGCACGCAUAUAAAGCAGUCUGACCACCUAAACAAUAUCAAGGCUGAUUUGCUAACUCUCAUUUCUUGCUUAAAUUAUAUUUAAUUAGCAAAAACUCAUCUGAAUUUGUGUGGACAUCAUUUCUCUGUGUUUAUAUCCACCAGGUAAAGCAAAGCUAAAACUUCCCUUACAGAUUGUUUUAGGGGUAAAUUCACCAUCAGUUUGUUAACAUUUAGAGUUUUUUCAUUUCUUGUUUCUUGGUAAAAUGUAUUUUAAGUUAUUUUUUGUUUAGAAGUAGCUUUUUAUCCAUACAUGCACUGCAUAUGAGAAGCUUGGAAGCACUUAGGCCUUAAAACUUUUGGUUGGUUUUUAAAAAGCAAAGAAUGUCUAUAUUCGAUCAUAUAUUACCAGGCAAUAAAUACAGUGAGAAGUUAGUGUAUGUUAAAUUCACUUUUAAAAAAAGGUAAUGAGGGGAGCACAUAGAAAAUCAACCAAUUUAUACAACUGGGAAAUAAAUUAGUAACACAAACUAAAGGGAAAUACAUGAGGAGUCUGUUGUUUAUUAAGAUGCUGCAUACAGCAAAGAUCAGGAUAUUAAAGCUGUCAGUACUAAAACUA
Haplochromis burtoni (Burton's mouthbrooder) is the source of this 2428-nucleotide messenger RNA. RefSeq lists its product as uncharacterized. The coding region runs from base 263 to 1189 and encodes 308 amino acids. NCBI's taxonomy places the organism in Eukaryota, Metazoa, Chordata, Actinopteri, Cichliformes, Cichlidae. The record is from RefSeq and is a predicted model, not a curated record. The transcript is spliced from 4 exons.